AUGAAUGAGUUUGGCAUCGCCACUUUGUCUCUCGGAAAUUGGAGAGAGCACCGGCUCACUCCCCGACUCGAAGCAGCUGCCAAGGCCGGUUACCAAUGGAUUGACCUCUUCGACGAGUGCUGGGCUGCCUAUCUGGAGGAACACGGACUUCCCGGCGAUCAACUAUGGGAGCCAACUCCUGAGAAUCUCCGCGUUGCAGGCAAGCUGGGUGAUCUUGUGAAAUCGUUGGGAAUGCGCAUUGCUUGUACCCAGCCUCUGCGGAAGAUCGAGGGUGUGAAAGACCCCGAGGAACGCCGAGCAACCCUCGACUUGGUUGCCAAGCGGUUCCCGUUUAUGCGUGCCUUCGACACCGAUCUCGUGUUCAUGUGCGCCAAUAUUCGCACCGAUGAAGGAGUAACAUCUGACCUGAAGACCGUGGCUCGAGAUCUCGCAGAGCUGGGCGACAUGGCUGCUGCAUAUGCAAGGAAGGAUGGAGGACGUAUGCUCAAGAUCGGCUAUGAGGGUCUGUCCUGGGCGACAAGAAACACAUGGUCAGCCUCGUGGGAAGCGGUGAGGUUCGCCAACCGUCCAAAUGUUGGACUGAUCGUCGAUGCAUUCAAUGUCCUAGCUGUGGAGUUUGCAGACCCUUACAACCCAGCCGGACAUGGGCGCAUCUAUCCGACUCUGGAGGAGUCCCUUGAUGUCCUCGCCGGAUCUAUGGCAUCUCUGGCGCGCACCGUUCCAGGAGACCGAAUCUUCUUUUUCCAGUGCGGCGACGCGGAGCUAGUGAAUCCAGCAACAUUCCAUCCACCGACCGACCCAGACACCCCAGCUCUUCUCCCCUGGUCGAGAAACCAUCGUCUGUACCCUUUAGAGCAAUCACUAGGGGGGUAUAUGCCCGUGGAGCUCGUAGCCGCUGCUGUGCUUGCGACGGGGUAUAAAGGACCAAUGUCCCUCGAGGUCUUCAACACCUCUCUGAACCAACCUGGAAAUGAUGUACCAAUAGUCCAUGCCUCUCGGGGCAUCGUCAGUCUCCAAAGAAUGAUGGAGGUUGCAAGAUCGUUACCUCGUUUCUGGGAGAGUCAAGCCGAUGAACACCAAGCGAUAUCCACAGUCGCCCGACGCUUGCGAACAUCGAGUCAGAGGCUAUAG
Molecule: messenger RNA, 1131 nt
Organism: Penicillium cataractarum
Lineage: Eukaryota; Fungi; Ascomycota; Eurotiomycetes; Eurotiales; Aspergillaceae
Product: sugar phosphate isomerase/epimerase family protein
Exons: 1
Coding region: 1-1131 (376 amino acids)
Source: RefSeq, a predicted model, not a curated record